Messenger RNA from Chenopodium quinoa (quinoa), 411 nucleotides. RefSeq lists its product as uncharacterized. The transcript has a single exon. The record is from RefSeq and is a predicted model, not a curated record. Lineage: Eukaryota; Viridiplantae; Streptophyta; Magnoliopsida; Caryophyllales; Amaranthaceae. Bases 1 to 411 code for a protein of 136 amino acids.
AUGACCGACAUGCAAUGCUACAUUGAAAUGUCACAUGUUGACAAGAAAUCCUUUGGAGUGUUACAAGCUCGAUUUGCAAUAAUACGUCAACCAAGUCUAGCAUGGUCGACCGAAAUUUUAUGGAAAAUUGUAAUGGCUUGUAUUAUCAUGCACAAUAUGAUUGUUGAAGAUGAGCGAGAUGGAUAUUUGCAUUAUGAUGCAACUGAAUUUAUCAAUGACCAACCCCAAAAUGUAGCUGAAUCAUCAACUAGUAACAACAACCAACCAUUUACUGUGAGAAGUGGACGAUUGGAUAGGCUCAAUCUAAAUGGUUAUAUGAAAAAUAGAAAUAAUGUUCGUGAUAGGGAGACCCAUAUUGCACUAAAGAAUGACUUGGUUGAACAUAUAUGGGGACGUUUCGGCAACGAAUGA